This is a messenger RNA of Penicillium brasilianum, 1072 nucleotides long. NCBI's taxonomy places the organism in Eukaryota, Fungi, Ascomycota, Eurotiomycetes, Eurotiales, Aspergillaceae. The record is from the annotation of a GenBank genome assembly.
AUUCCAACAGGUGAAUGCGGAACAAGACGCUGCAGAGCGAGCUACUCUUCCCACACCCUGCCCACGCUAACUUCUUCAUCGCUUCUUAAGAUUCUUCUCUUUUCUUCAUCUCCCACUUUCCCCGCUUUACGUCCCAGAUUCUUUUUCUACAGCCAACAUGUCCAACACCGUGCACCCCGAAGUUACAUGGGCUCAGCGCUCCUCCGACUCCGAGCCGGAGCGGAACUACCUCUACGUUAACCUCAAGACCCCCGACGUCCCCAAGGCCGAUGCUAAGCUGAGCAUCACUCCUACCAAUGUCUCUUUCACCGGUGCCUCUGGCAAGGGUGUCACAUACUCCGUCUCCCUCGACCUUUACGCCGAGAUCGACCCCGAGAACAGCAAGGUCAACCACACCGACCGUGAGGUUGAGUUGGUCCUGCGCAAGAAGGAGCUCAAGCUCGAGUACUGGCCCCGUCUCCUCAAGGACUCUAAGAAGGUCCAUUUCCUGAAGACCGACUUCGACAAGUGGGUCGAUGAGGACGAGCAGGACGAGGCUGCCGAGGAUGACUAUGCCAACAACUUCGGUGGCUUCGGCGGUGACGAGGGUGGUGGUCUGAGCAACAUUGACUUCUCCAAGCUCGGCGGCAUGGGUGGUGCCGGUGGCAUGCCCGACCUGAGCGCCCUUGCCGGUGCUGCAGGCGGCGUUCCGGGUGCCGAGGGCGAUGAGGAGGAGGACGAUGAGCUUCCCGAGCUCGAGGAGGCCGAUGGCAAGUCCAAGAUCCAGGAGGUUUCUUAAAUUUUUUGAGCUGUUACUACCCUUUUCUACGGAAUCUUUGAUGACCAAAAAUGAAAAAAUCUGGGAGCUGCUGAUGCGCCUGCGAAGCGAUAUGCCGGAGCUUUACUGGAUUCUUGCUGGGGAAACCCCCCUUUGUUAGUAGAGCCAAGCAACACAGCUCAGCUUGUUGAGCGAGAUUAUACCUCGUUGGCAUGCUUGACCCACGAGGAAUGAUUUUAGGGAGCCCUUUGAUGAAUGAAUGCAGUGGUUAUCAACGUUACCUAAAUUGAGUAAAGAAGCCCUAGAGAACACACA